Messenger RNA from Camelina sativa (false flax), 2136 nucleotides. RefSeq names its product basic leucine zipper 19-like. Lineage: Eukaryota; Viridiplantae; Streptophyta; Magnoliopsida; Brassicales; Brassicaceae. The record is from RefSeq and is a predicted model, not a curated record. Gene Ontology annotation, molecular function: DNA-binding transcription factor activity, RNA polymerase II-specific; RNA polymerase II cis-regulatory region sequence-specific DNA binding. Gene Ontology annotation, biological process: DNA-templated transcription; regulation of transcription by RNA polymerase II.
GAAAUCGUUAUCGUACGUCCAUGUCUUUUCUCCGGCCACCGAAACGAUGCCAUCUGUUUUGUGCGUCUUCUUCUUCUUUAUAAACCAUACGUCUUCGUCCUUCUUCCUUUCACCUCUUUUUCGACUCUAUUAUUAAAACUCGAGCUCUCCCUUAUUCCAUCACUCUUCUUAAACACAAACAAAAAAAUUCGAUCUUUAGGGUUUUGCUUCGAUCCCGCUUAGUCAGCUUCGGCGUAAAGGUACGGGCUUUAUCCUCAAUUAGAGGAUCGGGUGUUUGAAUCUAGCAGAAUUUGAGUAUCCUCUGUAGCUGAAUUGCUCGAAUUGCUGUGAAAUUAGGGAUUUUUAUUGAUUCACGAGCUCGAGAUUUGAUUUUGGGAAAGUAUCGAUUUUUUUUUGUGUGUUGGUGAGGUCAAUUAAAGAGAAAAGGUUGAUUUUGUUUUGUGGUGGGUGGGUUUGUUUUAGUAAUGGAGGACGGUGAGCUUGAAUUCUCGAAUCAGGAAGUGUUUUCGAGUUCGGAUAUGGGUGAGUUACCACCUAGCAACUGUUCGAUGGAUAGUUUCUUUGAUGGGCUUUUGAUGGAUACUACUACUACUAAUGCUGCUUGUACCCACACUCACACCUGUAACCCCACGGGACCAGAGAAUACCCAUACUCACACGUGUUUCCAUGUCCACACCAAGAUUCUUCCUGAUGAGAGCGAUGAGAAAGUUUCCACUGAUGAUACAGCUGAGUCUUGUGGGAAAAAGGGUGAGAAGAGACCUUUGGGGAACCGAGAAGCUGUUAGGAAGUAUAGAGAGAAGAAGAAGGCUAAAGCUGCUUCCUUGGAGGACGAGGUGGCAAGGCUUAGGGCGGUCAAUCAGCAGCUGGUGAAGAGGUUGCAAAAUCAGGCUACCUUGGAAGCUGAGGUCUCAAGGCUUAAGUGUUUGCUUGUUGAUUUAAGAGGAAGGAUUGAUGGGGAGAUUGGAUCUUUUCCUUAUCAGAAGCCUAAUAUUCCCUCUUUCUCCCACAUGAUGAAUCCGUGUAAUGUACAAUGCGAUGAUGAAGUUUACUGCCCUCAGAAUGGGUUUGGAGGGAAUAACCAAGAAGGUGCAUCUAUCAAUGACCAAGGGCUGGGUGGUUGUGAUUUUGAUCAGCUACAAUGCUUGGCUAAUCAGAACUUAGGUGGGAAUGUAAACGGAUCAUUCAACAAUGCCAAUGCACCUGUCUCGAAUAAGAGAAAAGGUGGACAUCGCGCAUCAAGAGCUGUUUGAAGUACCAUCAAGCUUGUACCAUCUAUUUCCACCAGCAUAGAUAUUGUAUUCCAAAUAAGUUAUAGAGUUUAGCUGCAGCAUCAGCUCCGCUCAGGUUCCUUUGUGUUCUCACAGGUUCCUUUGUGUUCUCAUUUUUGUUUUUUUGUUCUCUGACUCUGUUUACCUACCAUUGUAUUUCCUUGUUGAGCUUGCCGAACUAGAAGGAUGAUAUUGUUAAUACAAACUCAAAUAUUUUGUGUGCUCCUGCCAUUUGUUUCCAUACUUGAGUUGCUUCUUCUUAAGCUUGUGUCGAAGAAGUUGAUUGAAUAUUGGCUCUGUGCAUGGCAAGUAGCAGUUGUUUGGCUACAGAAGUUGUUGAUGAGAUGCAUGAAGUUUUAUUAAACUGCUGAAUUACAGCUUUAAGGAGUUGGUGGGGAGUGAGUGUCUUUAUGGCCCGAGUGAGAUCUCUGGACAGGUGAGUUAUAAAAGAUUCACUUCCUGAGAUCUCCUACCUUAUAUGCUUUAAAGAGAACAACUAUACUUGAGGAUUCUUGAAUCUUAUUGAAUAGUACCCAGGUUUGGUAGUAAAGGCAGGAUUUCGAUUUCCCGUUAAGCAUCAUGUUGUUUGGUGAAGAACAAGGUAUGCCCAUGAAGCAGAAUGUUUUUGUACUUCGAGCUUGAGGUGGCUGUCUCAGUGUCUCUGUUCUAGCCUAACUGUAACAUUGCAAUGUUUUUACAAUUGUGAUCCCAAGUUGCUUAGCAAACCCUUUUGUUGACUUCUAUGGGAUUUAUAGUUUUAACUUUUAUUUGAUCUAAUCCCAGAAUCAGGCUGUAGUUUAUUGUAAAUCUCAAGAAUCAUAGCAUAUGUCCUGGAAAAACAAUUAUUUCGUACUUAGGGUAGUGCAUA